AUGGCCAUCUCGUAUCGACGCUUGAACAACGAGUACAGCGACGUCGAACAGCAGAAUGAGGUUUGUGCGCUCUCGAACACCGAAACGCCGUCAAUUUGGCACACUGGGAUACAUAGACCCUCAAACGGAAAUGGCUCCACUCGGUGGCUUGAUCGAGCUCGUUUCGCUCUUCUCGGCUUCGCGCUUUUUUUCCUCCUCAAUCAGCUCGAGUUUGUCAAUUUUGGAGUGUUUAAUCUGAGGAGCGGUUUUCUGAAGUUGACCAACGGCGAACCGCUGAAAAAAAUCCCGACAAAGCAAAUUUUGCUUUUUAGAAGAAGACCUGAAGUGGCUUCGGUGGAUUGUGCGCGAGUGAUCAGCGGAGAUGUCAAUUAUACAGAGAAAUUCUCGAAAGGACGAAUCCCAUUGAUACCUAACCCCAAUUUGGACAUGUCCUGUUCGGGGAUUCGUGAUCGAGUGUUAAUGGGAAGAAGUGAACAAGAGAAGAUCAACUAUUCGAUCGCUUUUGCCAGAGAUGUACAUGAGGCCUAUGAAUACCUCGAAAUGCAAUUGGCCGCCUCAUACAGCUUCGAGAAUCACUAUUGUUAUUCGACUGAUUCAAAAGCUCCACGAGAUUUCCAGCAGAAAAUUCGAAUGUUGGCUGCCUGUUUGCCGAAUGUUUACACGCCGCCAGAGAAAAACGUGAUGGACUCGGCCGGCCACAACAUUAAUCGGGGUCACUACGAUUGUAUGACGGUUUUGAUCGAGCAACCCGAUUGGAAAUAUCUUGUAUUGCAACAAACAUUCGACGUCGUUUUGCAUACUCACCGGGAAAUGGCUGAGAUGUUCAAGCUCAUUGAGGGCACAAACGAUGUGGAGAUUGUCGAGGGAGUACCAUGGGGAAGAAUCAAUAAAGAACUGGACUGGUCAUUGCCCGGAUUGGGUUUCAUAACGAAUAAUACAAUGAUGAGCCAAGAAGAAGUGAGCAAGGCGAAGAUCUCGUUUGGGAAAGGAUAUGUACAGGCCUCACUGAUGAGAGCUGCCGUGAAAUGGAUAACGAAAGAAGUGAACGUCGAGAAGUUGAUCACUCAAUUCAAUGGGAAACCGAGUGACUAUGGUGUCGAUGAGCAAUUCAUCGCUACACUGCAAGUCUCCGAGACUUUACGGAUGCCGGGCGGUUUUCAUCACACGUGCGCGGGGAGAACGAAUGAUUGGUAUAUGACAAGAUACACAAUUUGGGGUGGCGAAUGUAAAACGAACAACUGGCGACACGGACAGUGCGUCUUUGGAAUCGAAGAUGCGCCAUCAUUAACAAACAAGACCGCAAAACGUUUCCUAAUGGGCAACAAAUUUGUACCGGAUUUCGACUUUGCCGGCUAUUCUUGCAUCAAUGAAUGGGUUUUCAAUAAAACACGAGAUGGAGAUCAGCCAUUUGAUGCGGAUCAUAUCAUAAAGAAUCCACAGGCUCGCUACAACCGCGAAAAGCUGGCCGGCCGAAUCGACAUCUACACCUACAAUUGCAGUGAUAUUCCAAAGGGUAAAAAG
Molecule: messenger RNA, 1521 nt
Organism: Mesorhabditis belari
Lineage: Eukaryota; Metazoa; Nematoda; Chromadorea; Rhabditida; Rhabditidae
Source: the annotation of a GenBank genome assembly